UUACCGAGCGAGUGUCAACCCUAAUUCUUUUUUAUCAUCGUUGUCUCUCAUCUGUGUUUCGUACUACGUGACGCUACAGAGAUCGAAUUAUCUUGGAAUAAAAAAUACAACGAAAUAAACGUUUUGUUAGUGCAAAUUGCAGCAUAGCAACAUUCUGAGAUAUGAGUGCAGUUCUUAAGAAACCUGAGCUUCGGGGGUUCUUAGCCAAGCGGAUAAAAUUCCACCUGGUUGCAGCUACUGUUUCUAGCUUGGCUGUUGGGUUUGUCUUCAAACUCCUCUAUGUGGAUCCAAGGAGGAAGCGCAAUGCAGAUUUCCACAAAACGUACAACCCAGACAGGCACCUGCAAGUAAUGAAGGAACACGGUCUCCUCCAGUCGUGCCCAUUAGAAACAUAAUUUUUUCAAUACACUAUUUAAUGAAGCGUAACGAAUAUGAUGUAGUGGAGACGAGUCAGCGGGUAAAAAUUACAGAUAAGUUGUAAAAAUGGUAAAGUGAAAAGUAUUCACUCUGUCAAUAAAAGAAAUUAUUCAGAAAAAAUAAA
This is a messenger RNA of Diachasmimorpha longicaudata, 541 nucleotides long. It is a transcript of the gene Cox6c, whose product is annotated as cytochrome c oxidase subunit 6C-like. Bases 162 to 395 code for a protein of 77 amino acids. The transcript has 3 exons. Lineage: Eukaryota; Metazoa; Arthropoda; Insecta; Hymenoptera; Braconidae. The record is from RefSeq and is a predicted model, not a curated record.